GUUUAAUUUAGUUCCGAUGCGGCUACCGAUCACGCUAGAACGUUCGGGUUUUGAUGUGAUAGGAAAAUAUUCUGAGAUCGGAUCGGGUCUCUAAAGUUUAUGUUAUACAGUUUAACGCCAAAAAAAACAAGAGCAAGAAGAUUUCCCAUCAUGUGGUUCCUGGAGUUGGUGAUUUUUUCCGCACUAAUUGCGAGCAGCGUACACCCGCAAGAAUGUCCCACAUGCAGAGCUCCGAUCACAAUUGCUCCUAUUCUUGAAGCAGAUUGUAUCGGACCUGAUGGUAGAGAAGGAAAUUGCAUUAGUUUACGAAGCUGUCCAUCGCUGCUAUCGGAACUUCUGCAGCGCCAGAAAGACGCCCAAUACAUUAAAUACAUUCAAAACUCGAACGCUGUCUGCAAUUACAUUCAACCGAAUGUUUGUUGUCCUCUGGAAUUGCCAGUAACCAACGUACCGAAUACUUCUCCACCAACAGUAACCCCUUCACCUGCUCCUGUGACUGACGGACAUCCAGUGCCCAAAAAUAACGACAGUAUCCGAUUACCCACACCUAUUGAGGGAUGCGGUUACAGCAACAUAGAACAUGUUCGAAUUGUUGGAGACAUUCCGGUAACCCUGAACGGGUGGCCGUGGAUGGCAUUAAUAGGAUACAAAAAUUCUCUGGGAGAAGUAUCGUUCAAAUGUGGCGGAUCUCUGAUCACCAAGCGACAUGUACUAACGGCGGCACAUUGCAUUCGUAAAGAUCUUUUUUCAGUUCGCCUUGGUGAGCAUGACACAUCGACUGACACAGAAACUAAUCAUAUUGACAUUCCAGUUGUUAAGAUGGAGACUUACCCUCAGUACGACAAGAAAGACGGUCACUCUGAUUUGGCGGUUCUUUAUCUCGGAGAGGAUGUUUCCUUCAAUGAUGCCAUUCGACCAAUUUGCCUUCCAAUCAGUGAUCCGGUGCGAAGUCGAAAUCUAGACGGCCUCACACCAUUCGUUGCUGGUUGGGGACGUACUCAGGAAGGCGGCAAGGCUUCCAACGUGUUACAGGAACUUCAGAUUCUAAUAAUACCAAACACACAGUGCCGUGGGCUAUAUGCUAAAAUAGGAAAAGCAUUUUCUGACAAACAAUUCGACGAUGCUGUUAUGUGCGCAGGAAUUCUGGAAGGUGGCCAGGAUUGUCAGGGAGACAGCGGCGGCCCACUGAUGGCGCCGAUGCGACGAGAUCUUUAUUUCGAUUACUAUCAGGUUGGCAUCGUUUCAUAUGGAAUCGGCUGUGGACGUGUGGAGGUUCCCGGUGUCUAUACUCGAGUGUCCACGUUCGUGGACUGGAUUGAGCAAAAAGUUGGUGAGCCAGUGUGAUGGAAAGAUUUGUUAUGUACUCGAUUUAGGUGAUAAAA
Topomyia yanbarensis is the source of this 1382-nucleotide messenger RNA. RefSeq names its product venom protease. Gene Ontology annotation, molecular function: serine-type endopeptidase activity. The record is from RefSeq and is a predicted model, not a curated record. The transcript has 6 exons. NCBI's taxonomy places the organism in Eukaryota, Metazoa, Arthropoda, Insecta, Diptera, Culicidae. Gene Ontology annotation, biological process: proteolysis. Bases 100 to 1344 code for a protein of 414 amino acids.